CUUUCUUUCACUUUUCUCUCUUUUUUAAAGUCACUUGUAGCACCACUCAUUACUAUUGCUACUGCUAUUACCUCUCUCUACCUCUUUUUCUUUACCCUAGUCAUAUACUCGUGAAUAUAUAUACACCUUCACUUCACUUUGCCCGGCCAUGUCCACUCUUGGCUGCGAUUCAGUGCAACAACAACAACAACAGCCAACACAUAUUCCACAAGCCGUUCUCAAAGUUCAGUUUAAACGAUUGGUGUCGCAACACAAUGCCAAAGGCGUCAUUUUCACACGAGACUUGUUGACCCUUAUUGACGAAUACGAACAACAGCAGGACGUUACAUUGUUGACCUUGGACCAAAAGACAGCUAUACAACCGUACACGUCUGCGAAUCCAGACUUGGAGAUGAGCGCCGAUGAUAUUCUUAAUUUACUCAAAUUGGUCUUUCCUACACCAACACCGUCAAAAAGUAGUAGUAGUAGCUUUUCAGUGACAACAACAACAGCAGUUCGGCCGAGAACGUCACCCCCAUUAUCGACGGGUCCUCGAAGACUUUCUUUAGAUCCCAUGCUGGUAGUAGAGGGCAAAGAAAAGAGUUGUGAGAAAGCUACAACAGAGCCAAUAGACGAGGAUGAUACAGACGCAGUAGUGGCUGAACCUCUGGAGACAAUGGCAACAUUGACAGCAUUAGCAGCAACAGUAACAACAACAAUGGGAAGCAAUAUAACUCAACCCACAAAAUUGUCGGAUGUUGCUGUGGACGAAGAAGAUGAUGAAGAGCAGACAUCCACUCCCAAUGUGGCUCAAUACUAUCGCCGUUCGAUCGAAUUGACAAGAAGGUUGAAGCUGUCGGAACGUAGUCUGGCGUCAAUGACACGUGACAAUGAGGACCGCAUUGUACAACUACAGAACCGGGUGGAUGAUAUGAAUCAAGAAGUCGUCAAGCAAAAGCGGGAAAUUCUCGAGUAUAAAAGUAAAGAAAUGAACAGUCUUGAACAAAUCACUGCACUAGAAGCACAUAUUGCACACAUUGAACGAUCAGAGACGGAUCAAAAACAAGUGUACCUGUCGAUACGCAAACUAUUCGAUGAAAAGUGCGAGGAGACACAGGAUCUACAAGAAAUGUUACGGCACAAAGAGCUUGCGUUACAGAAAACCGAAGCGUUUCUGAGCACCAUCCACCAUGAGUUCCAACAGUUGAAUGAAGAGCGAAACAAGUUGAUGGCAUUGCAGAAUAACCUGGAACGUGAACUGGCCACCUCGCAUUAUACGCAUAUGCAGCUGGCGGAACAACGGUCGGAGAACGAACGGUUAAAGGAGAUCAUUGAUGGUCUGAAAUGUGAUUUGGAAGCUCGAAGCGAGUUGUCGUCGUCCUCGUCCUCGUCCUUGGUUGUUGUACCUUCGGAUUCGGAAACACACAGUCUCAUUAAUACAUUGCGUGCAGAACUCGAAAACCAUGCCGAAUUUAAAGAGGACAACAGCAACACGAAUAACAAUACCCAUGUGGAUGAUACUGAAGAACGCAUAAAAUCAGUUGAGAACGAAAAAGACUAUUAUAAAUCCCAAGCAGAUGCUGCUAUGCAAGAUCUAGAUCGAGUGAAACGAGAAUUCAAGAAUGCAUUGGACCAAGAAAAAGAACUAUUGGUCAACCAGCUUGCACAUAUGGGGAUGGAAAUACCAGAUCGACGCGACGACAUUGAUAAUUUGCGAAUUGUCAACCAUGGCGAUGUGGACGUCAACAACACGGUCGAACCAUUUGCUAUCCAAGUCAUUACCAAUGCUGCAAAACAACGACAACAACAACUACCACGACGAUCAUUUACAGAUACCACGAUUGAUAUGAUGAAUACCACCACGACGACGACACCAACAACAACAACAACGACGGAUAUCUGGGAUCAGUCUCGGAUUCGACAACGGAAACUGGAUAAAUGGAAGAAACGCGGUGGCGUACAAGAUCUAAACGCGUCAACAGCAUACGCGGUAAAUAACCAUAUAGCAUCACUCGUCGGAUCAGCAGAAGGCAGCAGCAGUAGCCAUAGUAGUAGUAAUAAUAGCAGCAGGACCAUGACGACGCGAUCGAAUGACCGAGCCGUCACCAACACAGCAACGUUCGCCAUUUAUACCCUCCUUGUCUAUAUCUUUGGAAUCGUCACCUCGACGUUCUUAUUGGAUGGCCAGCCUGGUAGCUGGGAGCAGGCACUGGUUGCCGCCGCCACUCAGCAAGGAGGAUCCCGAAGUAAGAUCCUAGAGAUCCUCAUCUACUGGAUUGAAAAGCUUCUUUUCGAAGGCGAUGGUGUUCCUCUCUCAUAAUGUUUUGUUUUCUACUUAAUCCUUUUACUAAGAAAAAUAACACCGUGCAUUUUUUUUUUCUUUCGAUAUUCUAGCAUUCUUUCUUUCUCAUUCUCCUCCACCUCUUUUUACUAUUACUACUACUACUACUACUACUAUUAUCGUUAUCCACUUUUAUAUACACACACAUGCGCACUCACUCACUCACUCACUCACUCACCC
Molecule: messenger RNA, 2500 nt
Organism: Zychaea mexicana
Lineage: Eukaryota; Fungi; Mucoromycota; Mucoromycetes; Mucorales; Lichtheimiaceae
Exons: 9
Coding region: 149-2299 (716 amino acids)
Source: RefSeq, a predicted model, not a curated record